This is a messenger RNA of Betta splendens (Siamese fighting fish), 2608 nucleotides long. RefSeq names its product filensin. Bases 180 to 2225 code for a protein of 681 amino acids. The record is from RefSeq and is a predicted model, not a curated record. Gene Ontology annotation, molecular function: structural constituent of eye lens. Gene Ontology annotation, cellular component: intermediate filament; cytoplasm. Gene Ontology annotation, biological process: lens fiber cell development. The transcript has 8 exons. Lineage: Eukaryota; Metazoa; Chordata; Actinopteri; Anabantiformes; Osphronemidae.
AGGCGGCCAGGCCCGGGGGGAGGCUUUGGGGGCUAUUUGGUUACCGGCCAGUGCUGCUCGCUGUUUAGUCUAGCAUGAGACAGCCGAGGGUGAGCACCCGAGUUUUCACACAAUAAAGGUUCUGAAGGGGAACCCACUCCAGGGGAUACCACCAGCCCAGGGGAGAGAAGCGCAGCACCAUGUUCAAGACCAGCUACCGGCACGAGGUGCGCAAGGAAAAGUACGAGCGCUCCCAUGUCUUCGAGGAGGAACCCGCCGACUCGGACUCCGCAGGCGCCUCGGCCAUCCAGGGCUGGGAGAGCCUGCAGGAGCUCAACGGCCGCUUCGCCCGCUACAUCAACCGGGCCCGAGUGCUGGAGCAGCGCAACGCCGUGUUCCGCAAGCAGCUGGAGACGCUGCAGCGCAUGGAGGAGGCCAGCGGGCUGGAGGAGGCCUUCACGGAGCAGAUCGAGGUCAACAGGCAGCGCAUCCGGGAGCUGUCCUCCGACCACGCCAAGCUGGAGCGGGAGCUGAAGGAAGCCUGCCGCAUGCUGGACGAGUUCACCAGCAAAUAUAGGAAUGAAUGUGACUAUCAGGAACACCUGCGGGGAACAUUGGAGCAGUUAAACAAGGAGGCUGACAGCGCGCUACUGAGGAACCUGGAGUACCAGAUCCAGUCACAGUUCCUGCAGGACGACAUCAACUCCACCAGAGAGAGACACAAGAAGAACCUUGCUGAGAUUCAGACCUACGUAAACAUUUUGCAGCAAAUCAACCAGACUCUUCCUUUGGUUCCCAGUGUGUCAGUGGGAAUCUCUGAGGAGCAGGAGAAGCUGUUGGCUCAGAGGAAAGUGCCAGUGCUGCAGAGUCAGCUGGAGGAAUAUAAGAGCGCCCUCUGCCAGCUGCAGGCCCAGAAGCAGCGGCUACAGACUGAGACGUCCAUGUUGGAGCAGGCAAUCAAAAGCACGCAGGAGACCUACGACGACGAGUUCCAGAUGCACAACGAGCAGAUCGAGGCCCUGCGCAAGGAGAUCGAAGAAGCCGAGCGGUCCCUGGAGAAGUUCACCAGCGAAUGUCGCCACCUGGCCAUGUACCAGACCUCCCUGCAGAAUGAGCUGGAGAGGUACAAGAGGAUCAUUGAGAACGAAGACAACAGGUUGAAUUCAGCAAUAAUUGACACUCCCAUCACCCUGUUCAGCACUAAUUUCCGCUACACUCACACAAACACAGCAUCGAACAAGGGAAAAGACAUCACCCAGGCUAUCCAAGAUAUUACCAGCAUCAAGCCCCGUCAGAAGAAUCUGGCCAAGAAGGUUCUGAAAAAGAAAGAGCUGACCCCAAAAGACAUGAAAGACAAUGGGCCGGAGGAAAGAAGUGAUGGCGCUGCAGGAGCGGCUGCAGAGGAACCCGUCAAGGGGGUCCAGUCCGAGGACGUGCAAGGCAAGAGCGUGGCCAGAACAGAGCAGAGACCCGUUCUCUGCGGGGCGUCACCACAGGACGUCCCGGACGGAGCCCAGAUCAGCAAAGCCUUCGACACGCUGUGCAACAUCGUGCGGGACCGAAUGAGGAAGUACAAGAAGCCGGAGCCGAUCGCCGACUUCUACACCAAGGGCCGGUACAUUCUGGUCACAGGGGACAGCAGCUACCCGGAUCCCUGCUUCCACUCCUCCACGCCGUCCGCUGGCCACAUCUACGUCACCAUCAGAGAUGGGAUGGCGGCGCCCUAUGAGCCCUACGGACCCAGCGCGCCCUCUCCUGCACCUCCUCAGCCCAGUGUGGACCCCAGGCCCUUCUGCCCCGCCGUGCCCCCGAAGCCGGGAGGAGGGGGAAAGGAUGACGGUAAGGGUGGAGCUGGCAAGGACGGUGGAGGCAGAGGCAAGCGUAAGAUGGAGCCUCAGCCUCACAAAGACCCGGCGCCUCCACCCUCCGGUCCAGGUUCUGGCCCAAAAGGUCCCACCCCGGCUGCUGAGCCCCCUAAGAAACACAGAGACGACAGCGGCCCCAGUGGGCCCGCUCCGAAGCCCGCGCCCCGCGGUGCCAGCACCAGCACCAGCUCCAGCUCCGGCUCCGGCUCCGGCUCCGGCUCCAGCUCCGGCAGCUUCUCCCCAGACGCCGUGAGCUACGAGAAGCUGGAGGUGGUGGAGUCCGUGGAGAAGUUCGCGGACGGCCGCAGGCUGAAGGGUUACGAGGAGACUUCAAUGGUGGUGGAGACCGUGAUCGAGAAGUCCAGCAAGAAAAAGCACUAGCGCCAAGUCUGCAGAAUCCCACGGAGCUCGAGGUCCGAGCUGUUGAGACCCACCGCACGUUCCCGCUCCUCCAUCUGCUUGCAGUCACCGCUUUUGUGUCCAGAAUGUGUUUUGCGGGUGCUGUUGUUCCACUUGACGCCCACGACAAGAGUCCUUUACUGUCUGAAAACUUGGGACGGUGAGAAACGAGACCCCGCCACACCAAUUAAAAAAGCAAACAAACGACGACCUGAGAAGCUGUGCCACCCGAACUCUGUCCGAGAACUUGAACUUUGCCCCUUGAGCUCAAUUGUUUAAUUGGACCCCACUGCCCGCCCCCAGCAGAAUCUUGCUGUGUAUUAAUUUGCUUUGAUAUAUUGAGUAAUAAAAAGAUUCAAACAUCA